Neltuma alba is the source of this 2195-nucleotide messenger RNA. RefSeq lists its product as uncharacterized. The coding region runs from base 264 to 1880 and encodes 538 amino acids. NCBI's taxonomy places the organism in Eukaryota, Viridiplantae, Streptophyta, Magnoliopsida, Fabales, Fabaceae. The record is from RefSeq and is a predicted model, not a curated record. The transcript has 2 exons.
CCAACCCCCUUUCACGCCCUUGAAAGCUUCGUUAACCUCCCAGCUUUACCCCAGCUGUUCUGUGACUGUGAGCUCCCUCUCUCUCCUCUCUCUCUCUCUCUCUCUCUCUCUCUCGCCAUACUCAGACCAGCCCUCCACUCUCUCUGUCUCUCUCUAACGUUUCUUAAACACCUCCAGUUUGUCUUCCUCACUCGCCAUUUUCCUCACUUCUCUGUGUUUCACAGAGCAAGAUCAGCAAGAGAAGGGCUUUUUUAUUUUCCCAGAUGAAGGAAGUUACUGUUGAGGCUGAAGGGUCUAAAGACACUUCAAAGCGAAGUGUUGGUAAUGAUGGAAACGCUAGAGGAAGAGGCAGCAUGGGUUCUUCUUCGCCGGACAUGCACAAUACGGCCUUGAAGAUUCUCAGAGCAAGGGAAUCUUAUAACGGCUACGACCAAGAACAAGAAAAGCCCGCCAAAAUCGAACUCUUCGGCUGGUAUUUGUACGAGUUUUGCACCUAUUUUGUUCAGACCCUUCUCAUUCCUGUUGUUUUCCCUCUCAUCAUCAGCCAGCUUCAGCAACUUCCUUCAGGAUAUGCUCAAGAUUGGACCAAGAAGCACCCCGGAUUUUCAUGUUCCGACAAGGAGAUCACUCUUUAUAGUAAGCUCACACUGAAAACCAUAAGGACGAGUGGUUCAAGAUUCUCCUCAUUGGAAUGGACAUCUAUAGGUUGGGCUACAGGUCUGGCACUGGCCGCUCCAAUUCUGGGCUUCGUCUCCUUCCAUCUUGAUGGCCAUUUUCCGGCGCUUAUCACGGCAGCGGCCACCGGGGUUGGUGUUUUCUUCUGUCUCCCGGCCGGGUUCUUCAAGGUCUCCGCAAUCUUCAUCCCUUACAUUGCAUUCAUCGUAGCUGCAAGCACAAUCGCCAUUGCCGCUCACACCCACCACCUUGGCCACAUGAUCCGUGCCUUCACCGGACCUUCCCUUAAGAAAACAGAAUUCCACAUCAGACAAGGAGUCUCCAACUGGCUCUCCCUCUGCGCCACCGCGGCCGGCAGCUUCGGUGCUGCCAUGAUGGCCGCCUUCACUUACCACAUGCUCCGGGAACCUAAAGACCAUGAGUUCAUAAGCCUGUGGGUGGUAUCCAUCUUCAGUGGCCUCAUAUGGCUUGUGGGGAUAAUCCAUGCAAUCACAGCCCUUAACAGAACCUCAGAUUCCAUGAUCUCAAUCUCUUCAAAGUUCCAUCCUUUUUCCAUUUUCAAACACCCUCAAGGAAUUGGAGCCAUUGCUAGUGUCUUUCUCUCUUCAUUCACCACCAUGUGCAUCUUCAUCUCAGGAGUCAUCUUCGUUGUUGGCGAUCUAUGCAUCAAACCAAUUCACUUGCUUGCUUUCUGGUUGAUGUACUUCUGCUUCCCUCUGGUUUCUCUUCCUCUUCUUCAACCUCUUCAACAAAUAAUCAAAGCCAGUGCAGUGAAAAUGCAAAUCCUCGGAUUCCUCCUCUCAAUCCUCUCUUCCGGCUUCGCCUUCUAUUUCUCUGAUUCUCACUGGAAAUGGAAGCAUCUUUUGCUAUUUGGAGCGAUCCAAUGCACAUCAAAUGGAAUACUUUAUGCAUUUGGAAGAGUCCUGGUUCUAGACUGCGCACCAUCCGGAAAAGAAGGAGCAUUCUCAAUCUGGUUCGCUUGGAUCAGGGCUGCCGGGUUGUGCAUAGGGUUCGCAGUUGGGUCAAGCGUUCCGGGUCGGAUUCGAGCAUCGUUCGGGGCCGCAUUCGUUGCUGCAUUGGUGGGCAUAGGUGUUCUGCUUUUCGGAAAUGUUAGUGAUGUCGGAGGAGCUGAAACUGCAGGGCAUGUGGUGGAGGAUAAAAGUGAGAGAAGCUCGCAUGUUUCCAAGGAAGCAAUGCACGUUUGAAGAAGAAACUCCAUGGAUGAAGAAGAAGAAGAAGAAAUGAAGGAAUAAAAAGGUUUAUUCUUUAUUUGCAAAUGACGAUGAAGAUGACGAUGAUGUUGCAAUGCGAGGGUGGUGCAGGUGGAGGAGGAUUAAUAUUAUAAGGUUUCGUUUCCUGAUGAUUGAUUUUAGAUUGUACGUACUUAAUUCGACAAAUGUUGUUAUUAUGAAAUUAUUAUGGUUUGUGUAUGCUGAGGAUUUUGGGUCAGGGUCUUGUGUUUGUUUAUACAUUAUCAUGUUUACACAUUAAUCAUCUCACUAACGAGAUUAGAGUGUGUU